Messenger RNA from Erinaceus europaeus (western European hedgehog), 1413 nucleotides. It is a transcript of the gene HDHD3, whose product is annotated as haloacid dehalogenase like hydrolase domain containing 3. The record is from RefSeq and is a predicted model, not a curated record. Bases 535 to 1290 code for a protein of 251 amino acids. The transcript is spliced from 2 exons. Lineage: Eukaryota; Metazoa; Chordata; Mammalia; Eulipotyphla; Erinaceidae.
CAGGGCGGUGGGCACGGACGUGGGGGUGAGCGCGCGGAGAAGGAAGUGGAGGGGCUCGUGGGCGGAGGAGGCGGCGUGUAGAGCGCGACCCGUAACGUGUGGAGGAGGGGCGAGUGCGGGCCAGGCGGAGACGGCGCUUCCUGGCGCGGGCCUGCGGACUCGCCUUCCCCCGACUACUGCACCGUGAAGCGGUGGGCCAGGAACUCAGAGCUGUUGGAGCGCGCCGGAGCCGAGAAGGUGACCAGGGAGCGCGACGGCCCGAGAACCCUCCGCCCCAGGUCACGCUGCAACCACGGCGGCUGUUUAACUGCGGGGUCUGUCUGACUUUACCGCUGGCGGGACCCGCAGGUGGGGAGGAAGGGAACUUGUGUUACAGGAAUUGUUUUCCCAGUUGUCAGCAAAGCUGACCCUCAAGGUCUGGAAAGUGAAGACUUUUAUUUACAUUGUCAUGGAGGAGUUGUCACCAUUCCAUUUUCUUCUGGUCUUGAGAUUUGUGGCAGACCUGUGUUAGAUGUGACCCCUUACUGCAGACCCAUGGCACACAGGCUUCGGCUACAACUGCUGACAUGGGACGUGAAGGACACAUUGCUUAGGCUCCGCCGCCCUGUUGGGGAGGAAUAUGCCACUAAAGCCAAGGCUUAUGGGCUGGAGGUGGAGGCCGGGGCCCUGAGAGAAGCCUUCGGGAAGGCUUACAGGGCUCAGAACCUGAGUUUCCCCAAUUAUGGCCUGAGCCACGGUCUCACAUCCCGCCAGUGGUGGCUGGAUGUCGUCCUUCAGACCUUCCAUCUGGCAGGUGUUCUGGAUGCCCAAGCCCUGACCCCCCUCGCAGAGCAGCUGUAUGAGGACUUCAGCAGUCCCUGCACCUGGCAGGUAUUAGAUGGGGCUGAGGCUACCCUCAUGAUGUGCCGCAAGCGGAGUCUGAAGCUGGCAGUGGUCUCCAACUUUGAUCAGAGACUAGAGAACAUUCUAAUGGGUCUUGGCCUGCGGGAGCACUUUGACUUUGUGUUGACCUCCGAGGCUACCGGCUGGCCCAAGCCAGACCCCCGCAUCUUCCAUGAGGCUUUGAGACUUGGUCAGGUGGAACCCGCAGUGUCAGCCCAUAUUGGGGAUAACUACCGCCGUGAUUACCAGGGUGCACGUGCUGUGGGCAUGCACAGCUUCUUGGUGGUUGGCUCAGGAUCUUUGGACCCUGUGGUUAGGGAUUCUGUACCCCAAGAGCACAUCCUAUCCGCAUUGCCCCAGCUCUUGCCUGCCCUUGAUCGCCUGGAAGGCUCACCCACCAAAGUCUAAAUCUGGUCAGGGAAGUGACUAGGCCCAGCACUGAACAGGGAUGCCCUUCUUUCCUGAGAUUUGGCCUUUGGUCUUUCCCCCCUGCAACCUCUGUAAGAUGUUCUAAUUAUUAAAAAAAAAAAA